Molecule: messenger RNA, 3130 nt
Organism: Notolabrus celidotus (New Zealand spotty)
Lineage: Eukaryota; Metazoa; Chordata; Actinopteri; Labriformes; Labridae
Gene: ctnnbip1
Product: catenin, beta interacting protein 1
Exons: 4
Coding region: 201-446 (81 amino acids)
Biological process (GO): negative regulation of Wnt signaling pathway
Cellular component (GO): beta-catenin destruction complex; nucleus; cytosol
Molecular function (GO): beta-catenin binding
Source: RefSeq, a predicted model, not a curated record
GGCCGGUGGGGCCUCCAGUGGCCGGCAGCGGUACUGCACAGACAGCUGGUCUCUCGCAGCGUUGAGUCAGUCCGCCGGAGCUCUGCCGACUGGAGGGAUGUGACCCCGGAACAGGACGCCCUCCUACAACAACACACCAUUCAAACAGAGAACAGAAGAAAGAAAAGCUGGACCAGGAGGGAGCCACAGGAGCAGGGGGGAUGAACCGCGAGGAGGCCCCGGGGAAGUCUCCUGAAGACAUGUACAUCCAACAGAAAGUGCGGGUUCUGCUCAUGCUAAAGAAAAUGGGAUCAAAUCUUACACCAAGUGAAGAAGCUUUUCUCCGGAAUUACGCGGGUGUGGUUCACAGUCAGAUGAGCCAGCUACCACAGCACAACAUAGACCAGGGUGCAGAGGACGUGGUGAUGGCAUUCUCGCGGUCAGAGACGGAGGACCGGCGCCAGUGACCCUGGGCCCUGCAAUCCCCCACCCCCCUCCAUUCCGCCCCACUACAUCCUCCCCUGCAUCCCGUCCCAACCCGCACGUAAUCCAUGAACGACCCAAACUCCACAAACACAACACUGAUGAGCUCAGGAGAGAAGGGGCACCUGGGAGGGAUGAAGAGGAGGGGAAGAGACUCCAGGAGGCGGAGCUGCCUCCCUCUCCCCCAGCCUCUUCCAUCCACCAGCUCCUCCUCACACAGGCUGGCACACCAUUACCUGAGAUGCACUCAAGUGCUUCACUGUGGGUUUAAAGCCUUGGUAACAAGGCCGUCAGUGAAAACACUCACAGAUUGUGUGGAUGAAUAUCAAAUGUAGUUUUUUUUCUUUUGGGUGGGAGGGUUCUUGUUUUGUAUUAUUUUGUCUUUAGACAGUGUUAAGUGUUAUAUCUGCUGUGGUCACUGGAGAAACUGACCAAUCAGCAGCUAAUUGAAGCAAAGAGAAAUAUAGUUUUGGUCAAGCAGCAAGUGUGAAGAACGAUCAUGUUAGGAGAGAGAUUUUAAUUAUUUCUGUGCUCCCUAACGGGGCUACAAUUGUUUUUGAUUUAGCUGUUCUGUUAUAAAUGCUUUUUAUUCUGUCACACGAGGGGCCUCACUUAUAAACAAUUAGUGUAAAAAAAUCCAUGAUGGGUUCAAUUCUCCCUUAGAGGUUUCAUAAGCACAUCAACACAUCUACUGAAUCCUGCAGUGUUGGAGAGGAGAAGUAAAAUACAAUUAGCUAAACUCUGCCCUGUUUAUUCUUUAACCAUGCUGCUGCAGGAAGUCAGUAGAAGGACUCAAGCGCAGUAAAGUGAGUUCUGGUCAACUCUUGAUCUUUUUUCUCACCUUUAAGCUGCUACAGACAUUUUUAACACAUCAGUCUUGAUUAGUCUAAUGAUUUGGCUCUCUGAUUAAGCAAUACUCUCUGCUGUGUAGACUCUCUGUCUGUAAAUGGCCAAACCAGAUCUGUGAACCAAAAAAACACAAGUAUUAAAUCUAAAUCAAUAUCUGCAGCAUUUUACUCUCUGUAGCAUUUCUCUUUGUGGAUUUUCAGCAUGAGCUAUGUGAGUAAACAUCACAGGGUCACAUGGCCUGGUGGCGUGACUGGUGUGAUCUGGAAAUGUAAAGAGCUUACACAGUUUUCUACAGUUUUAUAAAUGAGGCCCUGUUCGUUCUCCUGCUGCUUUAUAUUAAACCAUAGGCUGUUGAAAGUGCAACGGGUCUUUCCUUUUGGGGAAAGCGUAAAUAAUUAAAGACACUAGCAAAGAUAAUAAUCACAUGAAACACAGGUGGACAGUUUCUCCCAAACAUUUACUGCUUUUGGGUUGUUGUGACAUGUAAAACUUUUUUUUAUUGUACAGAUGGUUGGGAAAAUACAAUAAUGAAUUGUGCCAAUUGUAUUUUUUGUUGUUUUUUUAUCUGAAAGAUGAAAUUAACAUUAUGAUCAAGAAAAUUGAAAAGAGGAAGGCUGUAGCUGUAAUUUAUUGUUUACUGAUUUGACUCCCUGUUCCCGGAACACAACAUAAAAGAUGGAGAGCUCGUAGAUGAGACAGCCUGACAUGAGUCGCUCUUUACAGCCAUCAGCUGUGACUCCUUGUUCACACUAAAACCACACAAACUCUAAUUUUAAACUACAAGUUAACUAAUCAUGUGAAGCAAACAUAUGAACUGUGUGCUAACUCUGACUGUACUGUAUCUCUUGCACUAUGAUCAGUGGGAUAUUUGCAAAAAAUACAUUUUGAUAUUUAGCACAGGGAUUCUACGUUUGGUGUGGUGGAUAAAAGGAAAACUUUGUAGACAUUUUUAUUUCUUCAGCGAUUUCAAAAAAAAACUUCUGUGAUAAUUGAUUCAACUGGAAUAUCUGAAAAGAAUAUUUGUUAACACCUGACAUGUUUUUCUAGCGACAUGCUCAAUAUUUAAUGUGUUUUAAGUACAGUUUGUUAACUUGUAUAACUUAAAAUAAUUGUAACGUAAUGUUUUGAAGCCAAGCAUGUCUGCCUCCUGGUUUAUAAUGUUCAUUCAAGUAGAGCUGAGGAUCUUUGAAGCUUUGCCACAAUGACCAUUGUUUGUACAGUCUAGACGUCUGUGGAAGCUCUGAGCUCUUUUAAAAUAUCAAAAAAAUCUUUGUUUCUCAGUGGGUAAAGUGUUAUCCUUCAAACCUUGUUGGCAAUAACUUCUUUUUGAAUGUCCUCAGCAAUCAUCGCUGCCAACAGAUCUGUCACAAUGUCCGCCUACGACAAAGAAAUUUGUCUAUAUAUGUUUACUUUUGUUUUAAAACAUUCUUUAUUUGUCUAUGCAUUGUUUUGUUUUUUUUCUCUAAAAGGCGUCUUACUGUACAUUUUACCUAUCAGGGUUGUUCUGCAGCCUUCGUUCAAGUUGUGGAUGAAUGUGAGUGUGAGUGUGUGGACACCAUUUAACUUGCUCCAGUUUUGUUUUCAGCAUGCUGUUGAGUUGGGUUAGGAUCGAUGUAUCUUUUUACUGUGAUGAUCUGACGUUGCCUAAUUGUUUCUUUUUCUUUUUGAUUUUUUUUUUGUGUUGCCUUUGUAUUUUAUUUUCCUCUCAGUCGACAUUGAUUAGUUGGUUUCGUUUUGUAUGGCUGCUGACCAUGUCUUGACUUAAUGCUUCCAAAUCCUAUACCAACUGAACCAUUAAAGAUAUUUUAAACAGUGAAAA